UGUGCGAGCUGCAGACGCGAUUCAACGCGCUUCAAUCAAGGAGCAACUGCCUGAUCUGCCGUCGCCGCAACCACUCUCACACCGCACACCCACCCACCUAAACAGCUUGUUUUCUCUCCAACUUAUUGUAAUUGCAGCACUCAGUACCAUAUACUGGUCCUAUAUAUGUUGACGCUUUUAUCCCGACUCGUUCUUCCAGGCCUGUUCAUAUCGAUACACUGCCACCCCCCUCGACCGAACCUCGACGACCAGUACGUAGGCCAGCACGCAGGCCUGUCUGGCAACCCUAAAUCGCUGGGGAGCAGCUGGAUUGGGCCAUCUGCGUAGGAAUGGCUGUUCUUCUCGAACGGCAAGUGGCACCUCCUAUUCCGAUAAUGGAAGCAGGGGAGGCGGCACCCGACAAGAAGCUUCACCCCUUCUUCUCCGCCCCUCGCCCUGCCAACAACUUGGAGGGCGACGCCGACGCCGCGGGGGCUGCCCAGGCCGCAACGGAGCCGAUCUCAUAUACCCCUCAGACCUCGACCUCCUCCUCCGACGACCAAUCCUCAGCACCGAACCAGAGUGCGCCGAAGCGAAGAAAACGCAAAUCGGAGGCGGCUGAGGCUCAACCCACCGACGGAAAGAAGAAGCGUGGGAGACCAAGGAAGAUCCAAAAGUCCUCUCCUUCACCAAUAGAGGAAUGUUUGGAGCAAAAGACCACGGAGGGCGCUAUCCAAAAUGGGUGCACGGGAGCUGCCGACGAACCCGCAACGACCGAGCCGCGCGAGGAGCAGGGCAACGUUGCUCCUACCAGGGUGCCACUGGAACCCGCCUCAGUGACCUCUGUCCAGGCCACUGUCACUCAGCCCCCGCAGUCAGAACCCGCAAAACCCAAGAAAAUGCUCGUUUUCAACCCAAAGUCAGGCACCUUGGGAUCACCACCGAAACCCAAGGCUCCGUCACUCAAGCCGGGACUAGGGGCGAAAACGCCGAAGGGGCGAGGAGCAAAGCAGGGAUCUUUGAUUGCCCGCACGAGGUACGGGGAAGGCCUGGAAGAUGACGAACGCGUCAGAAUCGGAACUAGGAUCAACGAUAUUCUCGCUAGCCCUUCUCCAACCAAGGCAGGCUUGCCCGAAACCCCGGACAAGAGUGAUACUGCUCCUGCCCGUGCGGCUCAGCUAGCCAAGACGGUACAAAUCCGGGAACCGAAAAUCUCAAGACCCCCCCAUCCGUUUUUUAUGGGUAAGAGCGAGAGGGCAGAGUUGGUGGCGGAAAGCAAGGAGUGCAGGCCAACACCGCCCGCACCAUCCUCACCGAAGAGGCCGCGUGGUGGUACUCUCGAUGGCACUCGUGCUCCGAGCACAUGUCAGCCCACGUUCGGAAUCAAGCACAGCGGAGUCAAGGUGCCAGGAGCCCGCCACCCAGCGUGGCCAUGGAAGGGCACGGCACAUGUUGGCCGUGAUGACAUUUUGCCGCUUUGCCCUGGCAUCGCAGAUCUUGAACUCCCUCUCAGAAAGUCCAAAGGAAAUGCGACUGCCGUCGGCGAAAAGGAAUCAGUCGUGUCCGAGCUAGCGUCCUCACUCAACAUCCCAGCCAUAAUUGACGAGGUCCGAAAUAUCAACACGGAUGACUUUCUCCCGCCACCAAUAGAGCUUCGGCUCCCUCACAAGCAUUGUGAGAGCGGGCGGAAGUUGCAGCAAAGGGUUAGGGGGCACCUACGGACACUUGGCAGCAGCCCUAGCAUGGCGCACUUCUUCGACUCGAUCAAGACCAGCCUUUCUGCCCACGAUCGAUCGCAAUGCGAGUCGCUCGCCUGGGCCCAAAAGUUUGCCCCUGCAUCAGCCGCGGAGGUGCUUCAGGCCGGAAGGGAGAUGGGCCUUCUCAGGGACUGGCUUGUGUCCCUUAAGGUACAAACCGUCGACACGGGUGCUACCGACGGCUCUGCUCCGUCAGGGAAGAACGGGUCGAAGGACGCAAAAAAGAAAAGGAAGCGGAACAAGCUCGACGGAUUCGUUGUUUCCAGUGACGACGAAGCCGACGAGAUGGGAAAACUUUCAGAGUCAGAGGGCGAGCUGUCUCUUACGCACCGCUACUGGGCUACGAAGAAGACCGUCGUUCGGGGCGGGGAUGGCUCGCACAAGAGUGCAAAGGACGCCCCGCGCUUGAGAAACGCGGUUGUCAUCAGCGGCCCCCACGGCUGCGGCAAGAGUGCUGCUGUGUAUGCCCUGGCUAAGGAGCUCGGCUUCGAGGUGUUUGAGAUCAGCCCUAGCAGCCGCCGCAGUGGCAAGGACAUCGUCGAGAAGAUCGGUGACAUGACUAGAAAUCAUCAGGUCCAGCAACAGCAUUCCGGAGCCUCAGCUGGUGUCAGGGACGGGAAAGACAGCAGCCUGCCAACCGAAGAGCAAGUGGCCGCCGAGGUCCAGUCCGGGAAACAAUCAACCAUGAACUCGUUCUUCAAGCCGAAAGCUGUAGCAAAGGCGAAGCCCAUGAAGCCGCAGCCCGAAGUCCAAACCGCUUCUCCCGCCGAACCUUCUGAGACGAGAAAAGCUGCGCCCAGGAGCCAGAAACAGUCGUUGAUUCUUCUCGAAGAAGUCGAUAUUCUGUACGAGGAGGACAAGCAGUUUUGGUCGACUGUUAUUGGUUUGAUGGCACAGUCUAAACGCCCUUUCAUCAUGACUUGCAACGACGAGGCUCUGGUUCCACUACAAACUCUCAGUCUGCACGGCAUCUUUCGCUUCAGUGCUCCUCCAGCUGACUUGGCUGUCGAUCGAUUGCUGAUUAUGGCUGCUCACGAGGGCCACGCGCUCACACGGCGAGCUACCGAGUCUCUAUACGAAUCAAGAGGCAGAGACCUGCGGGCUUCAAUCACAGAGCUCAACUACUGGUGCCAGUUGGGAGUGGGCGACCGAAGGGGUGGUUUCGAGUGGUUUUACUUGCGGUGGCCCAGGGGAAUCGACCUCGACGAGAACGGGGAUGUUAUCCGUGUGAUCAGUGAGGGGACAUACGAGGAGGGGAUGGGAUGGCUUGGGCGAGAGCCCGCAAGCGACCGAGGCUCGGCUCCCUUGCUCCAAGAGGCUGGCCUGUUGCAGCAGUCUUGGGACAACUGCGGCUUCGAUCUCGGCAACUGGCAGGACUGCCCGGAAUUGGAGUCGUGGGCCAAGGAGGUCAAGACCAUAGCGGACACGUCCGCCAGGAGACUCGAGGCCCUGGACGCAUACGACAACUUUGCAGAUGCCAUGAGUCUCGCCGACCUGAACGCCGCCAUGGCACCGGUUUGGUCACAUGAGCUUCAAAUUGAUGCCACACUCCCUGCUGACCCGACCAAGGCCAAGGACGACCUCGUGCUUGGGCUCACAUUUCUCGAGGCAACUCCCACCACCUCCUUCGACUCUAUAAGCACCUCCCUAUCGAUCACCCUCAAGAGUUUCUCUCGACACCUGCUAUGGCGUGGAUGCGACGAGCGCAACCUCGACUGUGCCCAGUACCUUGCUCCUCUCCACCAAGACCAAGCGACGGCCCUGCUGCACAAGCAAAUCACGCAAACACCGCCAUCGGCCCCGGCAGUCAAUAGGCUUGACUUCGCCAUGGCGUUUGACCCAAUUGCAGCAGCAGACGAGGCCGGCGCAGGGCCCGUGUCGUACCUCGACCCGUCGGUAUGGGACCGCACCAUGAAGGUCAUAGCACUCGAUGUCGCGCCCUUUGUGCGCGGCAUCGUGGCAUACGACAACCACCUCCAGCAGCAGCGCCUCAGGCUCGGCAGCCUCAUGAGCCAGGGCGGGGUCGGUGGUCCCAAGAAGAGGAUGCGCACGACCCGGGCUGCCUACUCAGCCAUGGAGGGCGGCCAGCGCAGCACCACGCGCGCCGAGCGAUGGUUCAAGGCCGACCUGAACCCCUUCCUCGUCAGCUCCACCGCGCCAAGGGGGUGCGUCGCCGAGGCUGCCACGCUCAGCCAGGGUCCGGGCAGCGCCAGCGACUGCCCAGCGAUGGAUCGAGGCUCGUCGGAGGAUGAAGAGGAGGAGUGCAGGCCGCUUCCCUGCCCCGGAAGGGCGGGCGGUGGCGGCAAGAGGAGGGCGGGCAGGAGGAGGCCGCUGGGCACGGUAGUGAACGAGAGCAGCGACGUGGAGCCGGCGAGGGAAUCGGACGACGAGCUGGCUGCGUGACGGGGUGGGAUGGAUGAUGCUAUAAUUGGGAAAGCCCACGAGGGGUUUUGCUUGGGCUGUUGGUGAACCCACCCCGUCGGAAAUCGCCACAACGGGUACCUGCUUGAUAGACGUUUACCCGUCUUGGCAUCGUGGGACUGUGAUUUUUUUUUUUGUACUUUUGUACUAGAGGCUACAACGAGGACAUGAAACCGAGUCAGCGGGUGCCGAAACUCCCCAGGUAGACUUUUCUAGAGAUAUGGUAUUAGACAAACACAAUGGCAAUCCGUAACGAGCA
Gaeumannomyces tritici R3-111a-1 is the source of this 4416-nucleotide messenger RNA. RefSeq lists its product as hypothetical. Bases 330 to 4139 code for a protein of 1269 amino acids. Gene Ontology annotation, cellular component: nucleus. The record is from RefSeq and is a predicted model, not a curated record. The transcript has 2 exons. Gene Ontology annotation, molecular function: ATP hydrolysis activity; DNA binding; ATP binding. Lineage: Eukaryota; Fungi; Ascomycota; Sordariomycetes; Magnaporthales; Magnaporthaceae.